Paramecium octaurelia is the source of this 2188-nucleotide messenger RNA. The record is from the annotation of a GenBank genome assembly. NCBI's taxonomy places the organism in Eukaryota, Ciliophora, Oligohymenophorea, Peniculida, Parameciidae.
AUGGACUUUGUAAAUGAAAAGUAUGCUGUUAUCCCAAAAUCUUUGAAGGUAAAAGUAAUUCUUUAAGUGAGAGUGAUGAAGAAAUUCAAAAAAAUAUGGCCCCAGAAAGUAAUUCAUUCGUCGAAAGAGCUAAAUUUUUGUUGGUAAAUGGAUAAAUUUUCUAAAAAAUAUUUGUUACAAAGAAUAUUGGAGAAUCGUUAUCUGACCCCAUGGGAGCAUCAUAAUUAUUAGAAAUAAUUGCAAAUCAAUUGCAUUCUUUGCAUGAUGAAACCUUAAUAAAAGAAUACAUAAAAGCAGUGAGUGAAAUAUUCAAUAAAAUCGAAGUAUUACGAAUUAACAUUUUUAGAUAAACAAUUAACUAAAAUAGUCUUAUAGUGACAUUUGCUUCAAUAUUUUUACAAAACAAUAUCAAUAGUACGAUAUCAUUAAUUCUUGCGCAGAGAUAUUAAAAUACUUAGAUGACCUUGAUAUUUAUAAAGAGGGGUUAUAUCUAGAAACAGACAAUCAAAUGUAUUAAAUCCUGAAGAUAAUCGAAAUAUAUUAUCAUAAAUUUACACCUGAAUUAAAAAAGUAGGCUCAUCUUCAAAUAAAAUCAAGUAUGAAGCACAAAGACGAAAGAGUUCGCAAAACUAUUUCAGAAAUAUUACUGAGUAAUCAAUUAUUAUUAAAAUCAAUAUUACGGGAAUUCGAUUGGAUUGAUAAAUUCACAACUUUAAUUUAUGACUCCUCUAAAGAUGUUAGAACAAGCUCAGCAAAGUUAUUUUUAGCUACUUAUGAACUCAAUGAAGAGAUUCAUAAAUCUAGAUUGUUACUUUUGUUAGAAAAUAUUAUUAAAUAAUUAGAUUCAUCUUAAUUUGAGUUUUGUCAAUCAAUUUCAUAAUAUGUAAUAUUACCCAUAAUAUUUAGAGCUUAAAUUAAGAUAACUUGCAGUCACUUUUAAUUGAAAAAAUAACAGAAAUCAUUAACCAUAAUAAUGAGAAUACCUUUCAAUUUUUGGAAUCUAUACAUAAGUAUUAUUCCAUAAUAAAAUAAUUUAAUGAGAAACACUCUAAUUCAAUUGAUGAUUUAUUGUUAAAUUCUAUAUAAGUCCUUUCAGAAGAUAUGAGAAGUUACGACAUACUUAAGUGCUUAUCAAAUUUAUACUCUAGUUUAUCUUAGGAUAUGUAAUUUAAAGUAAUUUAAAAAUUAUUUCUUUAUUUUGAAUUAAAUUAGCUAAUAUUUAUCCCAUAUUUAUCUGAAAUUAUUGAGAAAGCAACUUUGAUAAAUAAAAAUAAAAUUUGGCUUUAGCAACUUUAGAUGAUAUAUGAAAUGUUUAAAAGAAAUGUUUUUCAAUUUGAAACUAAAGGAUUGUGGAAUGAAAUAUCAAAUAUGAUCGAUAUCAUGAUAAUGAUAUCUAAAAUCUUAUUCUUAUAGAAGGAUUUUCUUCAAUAAUGUUUAAAAAUGAGCCAAAUGGGUUCUAAAUCUAUUAGAGACAAAAUUAUGAAUUUUCUAAUUGAGAAAAUUAUUGAAUUAGACUCUCUAGAAAGUAGAGAUUAAAUAAUUCAAAAUUAUUUAGGACUUAUUAAUCAUUCAAAUUACUAAUUACGAUAAUUAUCAAUUGAGUUCAUUAUUAAAUUAUGCUAAUAAAGAUCUAGAAAGUUCUUCAUAUCAAACAACUUGAUAAAUAUCUUAUAAUUGUAAUAUGAUUCAGUUGCUUUGGUAAGAGCAAAAAUUCCAAAGUUGUUAAUCCAAAUAAAGUUACUAUUUUGGAACGACGAAAAGGAAAUUCUUAGCAGAAUUGUUUAAAUCUUUUAAAACCUGAUGAACGAUAAGAAAUUAUACAUAUAACAAGUACAUUCUUAUAUAAUAAGAUUUCCAAAGACUUUUGGGCCGAACUAGCAAAUAUUUAAUUUUCGAAUGCAGAAAACACAAUUGAACAAAAUUAAUUAAUGGAUGAAAGGGAACAAUAAGAAUAUGCAAAUUUAAAAGUAUAUACAAAUAAUAUUAGAUGAUUAAAUAGUAACUGUUGCUUAAUCCUAAAAAUAUUAAAAAUGAUGUCAGCAAAUCCAGAAAUCAAACUCCUACAUCAAGGUUGCCUCCUUCAAAUAAAAGAUAAAAUAAUUUCUUAUAAGUUCCCAAAGGCACAUAGCCUAGAAAAACAUCUGGUCUAAGAGUUAUUUAAUCAAAGUCUCCACAACCCUUUAAAUGA